This is a messenger RNA of Trematosphaeria pertusa, 1963 nucleotides long. RefSeq lists its product as uncharacterized. The coding region runs from base 253 to 1875 and encodes 540 amino acids. The record is from RefSeq and is a predicted model, not a curated record. NCBI's taxonomy places the organism in Eukaryota, Fungi, Ascomycota, Dothideomycetes, Pleosporales, Trematosphaeriaceae. The transcript has 4 exons.
AUUGGCAGGACGGGCGGCCCGGUCACGGCAAUGUUAGAUAUGUCACGUUAAGCCAUUGCUGGGGCCCCGAGGUAGACAACAAGCUCAAAUUAACAUCGAAGAAUAUUGCGGACUUCAAGAACAGUAUCCAACUCAGUACCCUUCCCCAGACCUAUCGCGACGCCAUAGAGUUUUCUGCACGUUUGCCUAGGGUGGGCUACAUCUGGAUUGGGACCGGAGGAACGGGAGGAUUGGCUCAAACAAUCCGCUACCAUGGACAAGGUCUACAGCGAGACGUUCCUCAAUAUCUCCGCAACUGCUGCAACAUCGAGCAACGGAGGACUGUUCUUUAGCCGGAGGCCUGAACUCCUUCUCGAGGACGAAGUCAUAUUGAAUAUUGAGGGACUUCCCGGCGCCAUUAGCAGGAAAUCAACCAGCGAGGCGGAGGUCGCAUUGUCUCCGACAUCAACUCCGUCUGCACUGGAAUGGUUCGAAGCAUAUUGGUUAGCAAGCUACCUGCUGCUGCUUCUGCGUCAACUCCACAUCAUUUUCGGGAGAUCUCUCGGCGUCGAGCAGAAGGGUGCUUUGGAGACGGAAGUCAGGAUUCAUUCCCGCGCCAACUCAAAAAGUGGUGGUGAAGUGGUAGCCACACGCGACAGUAGCCCAGCCCGUGACAGCGAUUUGGGCGAGCCCAGCGGUGAGAGCGACCGCAAAACCCUCCGACGUUGCACGAUCCUCGAUGUCUCUUUCUGGACAAACCACGUCGAUAGGGCCCCAGUGAAUCGACGAGGCUGGGUAUUGCAGGAGCGGCUUAUGGCACCCCGAGUCCUUCACUUCUGCCAUGACCAGGUGGCUUGGGAAUGUUCCGAGUUUGAUGCAGCAGAGGGGCAGCCUCAAGGGAUGCCUAACUUUCAGCUGACCUCGGAUGGUAUUGUGGAAGAGAGCCGGCUUAAAGGUCUUAACCCCAUAACAGACGGUAAGCGCCUUCGGCGCAUCCGACUGCAAGGACACGAAGACCCAGAUCUGCACCUGCAACCUGAGAUAUAUCCCCUAGAGCUCUGGCGGCGCAUCGUGGAAGUGUAUUCCAAAACGGCAAUCACGAACCCAGGAGACAAGAUGAUCGCUCUAUCCGGGAUGGCACGAUGGAUGGCCCGUAAGAUAGGUACGCCGGAGCGACCUGCAGAGUAUGUGGCUGGCAUGUGGAGAACGCAUCUAGCCAGCCAACUUCUGUGGAGGAUUGAGCCCGUCUUUCGCGAGAGCGAGAAAGAUAGUUUCUUCGAGCACCCUUCUACCGACCCUGACAAAUACCGAGCGCCAUCGUUCUCUUGGGCUUCUAUCAAUGCUGAAAAGGGCCACGGCGUGACCUACGCUGACAUAACCGAUCGGGAUCUUUUCAUCGAAGUGGAAAGUGUUACCAUUACCCUGGAGUCCGACGCAGACGAAUACGGAAUGAUCUCAUCGGGGGAUCUCAUCCUCCGAGGCAAGCUCCGAAAAACAACAUUCCAUAAGAAGCCUAAGGGUCGAUUCGGUUGGAAGCUAGUUGACCGCGAGGAACUAGACGCUGAAGAGCAUACCAACGUAUACCUGGAUUGCCCUACCCGCGAUUCGCAGCACAUUCAAGGGCCCGAGGCCGGUGUGUACGUAGUUCCGGCUGCAAAGGGGGAACGUACAGCGUCUGAGGAGUCCAAGUAUCUGACGUGUCUGAUCUUGCAGCUUGUCAAGGGUCAUGAGCGGGGACCUGCGUUCAAACGGAUUGGGCUCACAAAGCUGAGUCCUUGGGCGGACAACAAGGCUUUGCGAGAUCAGAAGAUUCUGGAGGUUUUCCCGAGCGAUAUCGAUAUGCCGCAUCAAGGAUAUGACGCUGAGACCGGGAUGCACCGCAUUCUCAUCAUCUAGUCAAGAUGCACCAUUGCAUGAGCUCUCCCGACCUUUCUACGACGUGUUCCACCUUGGGCGCUUCCACUGAACAGAUAGUGCACUCUGA